Messenger RNA from Durio zibethinus, 1554 nucleotides. RefSeq names its product transcription repressor MYB6-like. The record is from RefSeq and is a predicted model, not a curated record. NCBI's taxonomy places the organism in Eukaryota, Viridiplantae, Streptophyta, Magnoliopsida, Malvales, Malvaceae.
GGUAAAUAGCUUCAGCAUACAAAGCAAAAACCUUAUCCUCUUGCACUAUUGCACAUUCAUGCCUAGUACACUGACUCACCUAAACUCCCAAAACCACCAGUCCAAGUCAACCCCCAAUCCAAAUCCUCUUCUAUAUCUAUGCCCCCCUUGUGUUUUCUGGUUACUUUCUACCUCUGUUUUUUGCAGUUUCUGAUUUCAUUUCUUGGGAGUUUUUGGAUAGAAAGAGAGAGAAGGAGAAUGAGGAAACCUUGCUGUGACAAACAUGGCACCAACAAGGGCGCAUGGUCCAAGCAAGAAGAUCAAAAGCUCAUUGAUUAUAUACGUAUUCAUGGUGAAGGCUGUUGGCGUUCCCUCCCCAAGGCUGCAGGUUUGCACCGUUGUGGCAAAAGCUGCAGGCUAAGAUGGAUAAAUUACUUAAGACCGGAUAUCAAACGCGGUAACUUUGCUCAAGAUGAAGAGGACUUAAUAAUCAAGCUCCAUGCCCUCCUUGGUAACCGGUGGUCAUUGAUAGCUGGUAGAUUGCCAGGAAGAACGGAUAAUGAGGUGAAGAACUAUUGGAAUUCUCAUAUAAAGAGAAAGCUAAUCGAAAUGGGAAUUGAUCCUAAUAACCAUAAGUUGAACCAAUAUCCUAUUCGUCCUCAUCCUCAGCCUGUUAUUCCCCCUAAUCCCACCUCCUUGAAUGUGACAUGUAAGCUUAGAGGGUCUUCGGUCGAUAAUGAUAGGAUCUCAGAUGCGGCAAGUUGUCUUGAAGAUGAAAAAUUCGGUGUCUCUAACUUGGAUCUAGAUCUUACAAUAGCAUUUCCUUCUGCUCCAAUCAAGGUUAUAAUUGAAGAGAAGCAGCAGACUAGAGCAUCGAUAGUAACAAGGGAUCAAGAAGAAAAUCACACUGCUCCUACCCUUCCUCUUUUUAGAUGAGAAAAGAAAGAGCCUGGUACAUAUGCAGAUUCUUGACCUUGGGGAGCUAGUAGACAAGUAAAAGGCCAAAUUAAGAAGGAAGCAUGUAUAUCAAUUACCUUCGGAUUAAAUGAAGGAUGAUGGAUAGAACCAUAUCUAUGUCAUUGUUUGUGCAAUUGGAGAAGAAAAUUAGCUGAACAGAUCUCUCUGAACAAAGGGUUGAAGCCUCUAGAAUUCCAGAUGUAAUCUAUUGAAUUGUAUUAUUGUAUAUAAUUUGGUAGAAAAAAAAACAAAGACUUCAACUUAAGGAGGAUGACAACAAAUAUUAACUGAGAAGAUAGAAAUGCAGAAAUUGAAGAUCAGUUCAUUGAAAAGGAUGCCUAGCUAGGAAAUGGAGCUUUUAAAUCAACUUAUUUUCAAUAGGUCAACAUAAUGUAGGAUGAGGGCAUGGCUUUGAUUCUUGUGUUAUGUAUUUGUAGUUAUGAAUGAUAUGAUCAUAAAGCUAAUGACCUAAUGGCAUCGAGACUUUCAACUUAUUGUACAAUUUUUCUGUUAUAUGUUACAUCAACGAUUAAAAGGUUUAACGAUGGGCAAAGGAACUGAACCUGGCAUUUCAUAAUUUUUUUUAUUUGAAAUUAUUAGGCCACUAGACAUGCAGAU